AUGUCUUCAACACAAGAUCCAUUGCAUAAAUUCCAUCAGCAAUUCCAAUCGUUUGUCCAGAAUAAUCCAAAUGUAAUAUCAGCCGCAAGAGCUGCUUCACAAAUUCCGGAAUCUGCUAAGGCAGUGGUAGUUUUAUCACCAUUAUCCUUACAGCAUGUGUUCCUAAGAGAUUGGGUUGCCAAAUCAUAUAAGAAAACUAUUGUCGAAAGACCAGAACGUCUAUUGGCAAGUUCAAUGGGUAUUUCAGCUGCAAUUACAAUGUAUCCUGCGCUGUUCACUUUGAAAUCGUCAAGUCAAAGACUGGGUUCUUUAAAUGCUCCUCAUGUGGUUAAGAUUCAUGGUACAAAAUGGCCAAAUGAAAUUGUAAAAUUAUGUCAAAAAGCUGAUGAAAAAUUGGCUAAAGGUGAGAUUGAAGUUCCUGCUUCUUGGAAUGCCGGUGAUAUAUAUUUAAGUUCUCGUACUAUUGAGGCUUUACAGGGUUCUAUUGGCGCUUUAGAAACUGGUGUGGAUUCUAUCUUUAGUGGGCCUUCUCCUGACCACAUCAGUAAUAGAGCAUUCGUAGCAAUACGACCUCCUGGUCAUCAUUGUCAUGUGGACACACCUUCAGGGUUUUGUUUAUUGAAUAACGCUCACAUUGCAAUUGAAUAUGCAUCUGACACUUAUGGUAUCACCCAUGCUGUCAUCUUGGACUUUGACUUGCACCAUGGUGAUGGUACUCAAGAUAUAUGUUGGAAACGUGCAGGUUUCCGUACUGAAGCUGAACCUGAAACCACUGAGGGAUAUGAUGAGUUUGGCAAGAAAUUUGCUGAAUUUCCAAAAGUUGGUUACUUCUCAAUGCAUGAUAUAAAUUCUUUCCCCACUGAAUCACAAUAUGCUACUAAGGAAAAUAUAAGAAAUGCAUCUACUUGUGUUAUGAAUGCUCAUGACGUAAACAUUUGGAAUAUUCACUUAUCGCCUUGGGAAACUGAACAAGAUUUUGAUAAAUUAUACCAAACCAAAUACAGAACUUUGUUUGCUAAAGCUGAUGAAUUCUUCAGAAAUGCUAAAGAAGAAAUGGACGCUUUAGGUAAACCAUUCCAAGGUUUAGUUGUUAUAAGUGCAGGAUUUGAUGCUUCUGAGUUUGAGCAAACAUCAAUGCAAAGGCAUUCUGUUAAUGUUCCGACGCAUUUUUAUACUAUGUUUACCAAAGAUGCUUUAAAACUAUCCCAAAUUCAUUGCCAUGGUAAGGUGCUUUCCAUCAUGGAAGGUGGUUAUUCUGAUAAGGCUAUUGCGUCUGGUGUAUUUUCUCAUUUAAUUGGUUUGCAAAAUCAAAAUUGGAUAAAAGAAUGGGGAUCUGAACAAGUUGUCAAAGAAAUUGUUCGUGGCUGUAAACCUCAUUGGAAACCAUACAAAACUAAGAAAUCGAGAGACGUAAUUAGAAUAUGGGCUGAAGAAGUCAUCAAGUUAGGUAGAUCAAUGAUAAAUGAAUUUGAAGAUGUUCUAUUCCAUGAGAAGGAAACUGAGGUCAACGAUAAAUAUGGUUAUCCUAGCCUAAAGCCUCAGAGAGUUACAAGAUCACAAACAAAUGAACUCAAUCAUAUCAAAAUGGAAAGUGAACAUGUACCACCAUCUCGUAAAUCUGAACGUGAAUCGAGAAAGAAGACAGAGGGACAUGAAGCUAAGCAACAUGUCCCCAAAGAAGCAGCCAAGGAAGUCCCAUUCGUGGAACAAGAAUUAUUUAGUGAUGAAGAAGAUGAAGAAUAUAUUUAUGAUGAAGAAUUGAAUAAGACAUUCAAUCGUACAGUGGAAGAUAUUACAAUUGAUGAUAUUUCCAGGCAUUUAGAGACUUUGGAGAUUGUUGAAAAUAAUCACGAUGAAGAUGAAGAUGACGAUAAUGGUGGCAGACAUAAAAACGGUACUAAAAAAUUAUCCAAUAGUGAUAGAAGGAUACCAUCAAGUACAACUUCAAGAAAUAUCAGAGUUAAUCGAAACUCAAAUAUAUUGAACUUUGAUGACAGUGAUAUUUCUAUGAUAUCUCAUGUUGGUACUACCAGAAAACAUUCUACUAGAAGUGGAGGAAGAUGGUAA
Molecule: messenger RNA, 2067 nt
Organism: Vanderwaltozyma polyspora DSM 70294
Lineage: Eukaryota; Fungi; Ascomycota; Saccharomycetes; Saccharomycetales; Saccharomycetaceae
Gene: HOS3
Product: histone deacetylase
Exons: 1
Coding region: 1-2067 (688 amino acids)
Cellular component (GO): nucleus
Molecular function (GO): histone deacetylase activity
Source: RefSeq, a predicted model, not a curated record